Messenger RNA from Perognathus longimembris pacificus (Pacific pocket mouse), 6438 nucleotides. RefSeq names its product protein phosphatase, Mg2+/Mn2+ dependent 1A (gene Ppm1a). The transcript has 7 exons. Gene Ontology annotation, biological process: positive regulation of canonical NF-kappaB signal transduction; positive regulation of canonical Wnt signaling pathway; negative regulation of canonical NF-kappaB signal transduction. Bases 542 to 1690 code for a protein of 382 amino acids. The record is from RefSeq and is a predicted model, not a curated record. Gene Ontology annotation, molecular function: magnesium ion binding; protein serine/threonine phosphatase activity; manganese ion binding. Gene Ontology annotation, cellular component: cytosol; nucleus. Lineage: Eukaryota; Metazoa; Chordata; Mammalia; Rodentia; Heteromyidae.
GGCGGCGGCGGCGGAGCUAGGGACGGGAGCGCGCGCAGGAGCUGGAGAGGACCGUGGUCUCCGCGCCCCGCCGGGUCCGCAGCUAGGGGUGCUCCGGCGGCUGCAGCUCCCGAACGGGUAGUAGGGGAGGGGGGAGGGGGGACGCCAGGCAGGUGGGGGCACGAAAGCGAUGAGGCCUCUGCUCUUCCUCCUCCUCCUCCGGGACCCUCUCUCUGCCUCCCGCUCCAACGCCCGGAUGAUCUGAGCCGCGAGGGCGCCGAGAGCCGGGGGCCCGGACGCAACCCGGCUCCACCCCUCCGCCGCCCCAUCCCCGGCCCGCCGCCACCGCGGUGACCCUCUUUUCGCCCCCUCCCCGGCCGCUGUCGCCGCCGCCGCCUCGGCCGACCAGGGACCUGCCCGCCCGCGGCUGCUCCGGAUUUAUUAAAUAAGCCUGGAGCCUUUUCUUAAAAGACAACUGACACUGGAGAACCUUCUACCACCCGCAGUUUUUUAGAUACGUUUUGAACAUUUCAUCACCGGAGACCUAGAGGAUCGAGACAUAAUGGGAGCAUUUUUAGACAAGCCAAAGAUGGAAAAGCAUAAUGCCCAGGGGCAGGGUAAUGGGUUACGAUAUGGGCUAAGCAGCAUGCAAGGUUGGCGAGUUGAAAUGGAGGAUGCACAUACAGCUGUAAUCGGUUUGCCAAGUGGACUUGAAACAUGGUCAUUCUUUGCUGUUUAUGAUGGGCAUGCUGGUUCUCAGGUUGCCAAAUACUGCUGUGAGCAUUUGUUAGAUCAUAUCACCAAUAACCAGGAUUUUAAAGGGUCUGCAGGAGCACCUUCUGUGGAAAAUGUAAAGAAUGGAAUCAGAACAGGUUUUCUGGAGAUUGAUGAACACAUGAGAGUUAUGUCAGAGAAGAAACAUGGUGCAGAUAGAAGUGGGUCAACAGCUGUGGGUGUCUUAAUUUCCCCCCAACACACUUAUUUCAUUAACUGUGGAGACUCAAGAGGUUUACUUUGUAGAAACAGGAAAGUUCACUUCUUCACACAAGAUCACAAACCAAGUAAUCCACUGGAAAAAGAACGAAUUCAGAAUGCAGGUGGCUCUGUAAUGAUUCAACGUGUGAAUGGCUCUCUAGCUGUAUCAAGGGCCCUUGGGGAUUUUGAUUACAAAUGCGUCCAUGGAAAAGGUCCUACAGAGCAGCUUGUCUCACCAGAGCCUGAAGUUCAUGAUAUUGAAAGAUCUGAAGAAGAUGAUCAGUUCAUUAUUCUUGCAUGCGAUGGUAUCUGGGAUGUUAUGGGAAAUGAAGAGCUCUGUGAUUUUGUAAGAUCCAGACUUGAAGUCACUGAUGAUCUUGAGAAAGUUUGCAAUGAAGUAGUCGACACCUGUUUGUAUAAGGGAAGUCGAGACAACAUGAGUGUGAUUUUGAUCUGUUUUCCAAAUGCACCCAAAGUAUCGCCAGAAGCUGUGAAGAAGGAGGCAGAGUUGGACAAAUACCUGGAAUGCAGAGUAGAAGAAAUCAUAAAGAAGCAGGGGGAAGGCGUCCCCGACUUAGUCCAUGUGAUGCGCACAUUAGCAAGUGAGAACAUCCCCAGCCUCCCACCAGGGGGUGAACUGGCAAGCAAGCGGAAUGUAAUUGAAGCCGUUUACAAUAGAUUGAAUCCUUACAAAAAUGAUGACACUGACUCUACAUCAACUGAUGAUAUGUGGUAAAACUGCUCAUCCAGCCAUGGAAUUUACCAUCACCUCCGAAGGAGAGCACAGCUCAACUUGGUUGAACCUUUUAACAUCCAUCCUCAACAUUAAGGAAGGAGCUAUGACAUGACAUUGGGUGAGCGUGAUUACACCAGAGAGCUUCAGCAGUACAACAGCUAGCCCAGAACUGAUUUGUUUUGUUUCCUUUUGGGUUUUUUUUUUUUUGUAAAUUUGAGACUUACAGAAACAUGAUUUCAAACCAUAAUUCAUGUUGUAAAUCAGACUCCAGCAAUUUUUGUUGUAUGAUUUUUUUUUGUAAAGUGUAAUUGUCCUUGUACAAAAUGCUUAUAUUUAAUUAUGAACUGCUUUUAAAAUCACUAUCAAUGAUACAAGAAAUGUUUGGCUUGUUAUGUGAUGCAACAGAUAUAUAGCCCUUUCAAGUCUCGCUGUGUUCGGACUUGGGAUUGGAACAGGGAGAGCAGCAACCACAUCACUAGACACUCAAAUGUGCACAUGAUUAUGGAGAAUAACUUCAAAGUCAUACAAAGUCGGAUAUCCAAGGAGUUAUGGAAACUGUCUUAAUGUUCUUGGCAGGGGAUUGGCAUUGUUGAUGAAGCCUUCCCUUCAUUUAACUGUCAUAUAGGCUAUUCUCUCCUUGUUGCCAUGAGUAUUGCAGGUAAUAUAGUAUAUUCAUAAGAAUAUCAAUCUUGGGGCUAAAAUGCCUUUGAUUUUUGGACCUCUUUUACAAGUCCUUACAUUUAAUUCCUAAUUGAAAAGCAGCAGCUUCCUACAUAUAGUAGGAGACUGCCACAUUUUUUUUUAUUUUUUAUUUUUAUUUUUUUGCUAUCAUGAUUGGCUGGGCCUGCUGCUGUUCCUGGUAAGAUAUUCUGAAUUCAUUUUAUCAAUAAAGCUUGACUUAACAAACAAGAAAUUUAAUCAUGUAUGUGUAAUUCCUCUUCUACCCCGGCCUUUCAGAACACCAUGCCAUUGUAAAUGAUAGGGAAUGAUUUCUCAUAGGGAAACAUGUUAGUCUCUUAAUCGGACGAUACUGAUACUCCAGGUCAAGAUGGAACUGUUCCUUUCCAUUAGAAAGAUUUAAAGUCUCUGUUUAUUAAUCUUUUUUCAAGUAGGUUUAUUUCAGACUGCUUACUUUUCAUUAAGACAUGCAUCAGCUUGAAUUUACCUACUGUUUAAUUAAAAUAAUUGUCAAAGUUUGACAAUCUAACACUCUAUGGUAGGUAUGUGUGUGUUUGUGAGUAUGUGUUUGCCUGUGAUUUUUAAUUGGCCCAUGUCUUUAGACUCUUAAGUGGUUAAGAUGUAUUUGUGAUUUGAAAUAUAGCAUGAUGAUAAUAUUUAGCUGUUGGCCUUUUAAAAUAAAUUUCAAAGUUUAAGAAACUGUAGAUAUAAAAAUACCUAAUUUAAUUUAGGUUUAAAUUCUUCUAAGCAUGUGAAAGUAAGUUUUACAGUCUGUCACAUCGAAAAGACUACUGUUCUGUGUCCCUCUGUAUUUUUGUCUUUUUAGUUGAUUAUUGUAUUUAUCACUAUGUAAUUGAAUCAGUAGGCAGAGUCCCCCAUGAGAAAACUAUUAAAAUGUAAGAUUAAAAUACAACAUUAAAUACAAAUCAAAACUUUGUGUAUAAAGCUAGUAUAGUUCAUUUUGUUAUAUUUGUUUUUCCCUAACUUGGAAAUAUACAUAUUUGUAUAUAUAGCCUUAAAACUAAUGUAAAGUUAGGGGAAUAGUAGGAAAAGUAAUGUUGAUGUCUCCAAUUUAAGUAGCUACAUACUAGCAAACUCUUUCAUUAUCCCUCUUAUUUAUGAGGUGAUUAAAUGUAACUUAAUUGUAUUUAAUUUGUAUUUUAAUCCAGCAUGAAUAAAAACGGAAAUACUAUUUAUAUUUAGAAAUUUAUAACAAUUGGAAUUACAAAAACAAUUCCAUACUUUAACUUAUAAUAAAUGCUUAAUGUCUAAAUCUGUGGUAGAGUGCGAAAUAUGGUAAUGUUCUAAUUUACGGCUUUGCAAACAUCUAAAAGUGCAUUUAAUGUCUAACAGUGCUUCUAGCACAGGUUUACUAGACAUACUAGUACUGAAAGUUAAAUUCCUAUUACAACAAGCUGGUUUCUAUUUUUUUUUCAAUAACCUGAAGUUUUUUUAACUUUUUAAUUUCAAAAGCUUGAAUCUUGAAAUGUAAAACUUAAAUCAUAAGUAAAAUAUGUGAAGAGCUGUAUUUCAAACCAUAACAGCUUAUUUAGAACCUUUUUUUAUUUGAAUGUUUUUAAACAAUGAAGGAGAAAUUAAAAUGUUCCUCUUAAAAAUUCAGCUGAAAUUGAGAGAAAGUUGCCACAGUGUGGUCCAAGAAGACUGAAGGUGAAGUCUUUUCACAUGAACCAGUACUAUGCCAUUUUUUUUGUUAGAAAAAUACAGGAAGGAACCGCACCAUUAUCCCAGCAGAACAUAGGCGUUCCCGACUGGGGAUGAUAGUUAGGGUGGGCAGCCCACCCUGUGGUCACCUGUCACUUUCACUUGUGCACCUCCUUUGUGUGCACUUCAUUUUGUAUGUAUGUUGAACAUUCUUGGCCGUCACUCCUUUUUUCUUAUGCUAUUAACAUCUCAGGGCAAAUGCCUCAAAAAUCUUUGGUGUGUAUCCUUUUUUUCUUUUUGGAGGGAAAAAAGUUCUUGGGAUAUUCAAAGUAUACAUUCAUGUUAAUAGGAAGCUCAGUUUUGUAUAGCAGGCAAGAGACAACUCAUGUCAAUCUCUGAUUGUUUUAAGAAGGUAUAGUCUCCAAAUUUUAAAUGUGGGGAGAAUAUACUUUUACAGAUAACAGAAGGAAGUUCUUGUUAUUAGCAUUAACUUUAAAAAUAAAAAAGUGGUAUUCACUAAUCUUUAGAAGUAGCCUCAAAUUUGUUUUUAGUUAUCACAUAUGAAUUGGCUUCUAGAGAACUAUAAAGUUUCCCAGCUACUUCAUUUUUAGAACAGUGUAUGGAAAAAAAGCUGGGCAUGGAGAUGGAAAGACAGAAGGAUCUCACGUCUGAGGCAAGCUUGGGCUACUUAGUGAGACCCUGUCUCAAAGAGAUAAAAAAAAAUUUGGAUUAAAAAUUACAUCAGCUGUAAAAUUCAAAUAACCUGAAUUAUAGCAUUGCUUUUAAUGUUUGAUCACAUAUUAGUCUGGCUAAUCAGUUUUCCAAAAAGUAUGGUGAUUAUUGUCUAUGAAAUGCUGUUCUGGGUCAACUACCAUGGGACUAUACAGAGAUGAAAUAGGUCCUUACCUCAGGGAGUUUACAUUUGAGUCAGUCUAGUUUAUCUUAAUAUUAUACCUGAAUCCAUGUCUAUCAGCCAACUGACUUUCCUUAACAAAGCCCCUGCCCUAAAGAGUACAUUGAUACUUUAUUUAUCUGAAAAUUCUUUUUUUUUUCUUCCCCAGAGUUCAAAAUCUCAUUCAAAAGAAAAUUUUGCUUAGUCUAAAAGUAAAAUUGGAUUGAUGAGGCAAGACUUGAGUCUAUUCAGAAUUCCUGAUUGUCUAACAAAUGGCCUUCGUUUUUCCUGCUGACAGCAGCAAAUCAGAGAACUGAUGGAUUUCUUAUAAUUCUUGUACCUUUGGUAAUACUGAUGGAUUUACAGCAUUGUUCAUGCAUUCAUAUGUGUCUGUGUAUACAUGUAUGUUUCUAUAUAUGUAUACACAUGUUUGUUUACACAUGUGUGUAUAUAUAAUCUUAUUUAUAACUUUUAAUUAUAACACAAUGCUGGUGUUAAUAACAGUUUUGCCAAAUGUGAAAAUGUGUUUGAAUAUUUAAAAAAAUUUCACUGCCCAUCGUUACUAAACAAAUUCACAUGAAAACUUAGCAUGUGAUUUCUAAAAACUGAUGAAAUUAGAUACUACUUUUCUUGAUCUUAAUUUUGGAAUACAUGGUAUACUUUUUAUUCACACUUUACUGUUUUACAGUAUUAUAUUCAAUUUUGGUAUUAGAAAAUGUAUGUAAAUAUUUCAUUUUGUAAAUGUUUCUCAUUUGAGGUUUUUCUUUGAAGGGACCUGCAAAUUGCAUAUACUUUUACUUACAUAUUUUGCAAGUGAGGUAACCAUUUUUAAAUCGAGUGACAGUUGAGUCUUCUGAUUAACUUUUCUUUAUAGUUUAAAUUUUUAGAAACCUAAUUUUACUUUUAUCCUUCAAUAAUGUGCCACAUGUUUUGUUUGUAUUUGUUUUAAAUUAUAUAUACUUAAAGAUAUGCUUGAAAUAUUGAAGAACACAUUUUCUAAAUAUGUAAUACUGAAUUAUUUUGUUGGUCAAAUACUAAAUUAAAUGUUUGUAUGAAUGGUGGUCAGAAUGCUCUGCAGAAUUAGAGACAUCAGCUCCUCUUUUUGUCAGAUGAGCAUUUCCCACUUCAGUUCACUUCAGCACAGGUUAUUUCCCUCUUACCUGCUAUAUAGAUUAAGCUAGUGGCCUCUUCUCUCACUGUUCCUAUUUAUAUUAGCACAAGUAGGAGUAUCAAUUAGGAAAAUUAGAUUGCAGUGACCUUGCAGUUGACUUAGGUUUUUAUGACAUGGGGGUAGGGAUUAAAUUGAAAAACAGAAAUACACUUUUCUUUAUCCUGCAUGAAAUACCCCAUUUCCUGUAUUCCCUCUUGAUGUUCUCUCUCUCCUUCAAAUUGAAAUAGGUCAGUUCCAUUCUCUUAAGCAAGAAAAUGAUGUAUUAUUACCUCAUCAAGGCCAACUAAUAUUUUGUUAAACUGGGCUGAAAAAGAGAAAACAUGGGAUAUGGAGUGGUGAAAAGAG